Molecule: messenger RNA, 272 nt
Organism: Acaulospora colombiana
Lineage: Eukaryota; Fungi; Glomeromycota; Glomeromycetes; Diversisporales; Acaulosporaceae
Source: the annotation of a GenBank genome assembly
AUGUCCAACCAACACGUUAUCCAGCGUCUUCAAGAGGCAAGAGUCCUCUUUAGGAGUCACUGUGCCAAGCCAGAGCCCAAGAACCUGUACGACAAGCAGAGCUGGAACAUGGCAGGAGUGUACGCCGAGACGAUCAAACCAGAGGAUGAGGAAGCCUUUGUUUUCUACGCCCUCCUCACCAUGGGUGGAUUGCACCACCACCACGAAGAAGAAGAAGAGAAUUAUUGUGAGUAUUUUCAGGUUGCUUGGCGAACGUCACUCAUGCCAGAACA